AUGGAAGAUGUGCUAAAAGCAACCGACAUAGUAGUUGAAAUAGCCAGUCAAUUGUGUACCCGGGACUAUCUAAGCUUCCGGCAGGUGAACCGAGAAGUCUACUACGAACAUCUCUCAGAGGCCAAUGACACCCGUGUGUGGGUCAAGAAGCUCAGAACUUUGGGUCUGCUUGAAAGCGAGAUAGUUGAAAACAACAACGAGACCCACGUCGAUGCUGUGCAUAUUUUUUCUGACAUUACAACUUUCACUGCAGUUUCUGCAAAGACCAUUUAUUCUCAAUUUUACCAACAGUUUCAGGGUUUCUUGGAGAAACUAUAUAGAGGUGACUCCAAUGGGUUUUUCCCCCCAUGCUAUUCCGAUGCACUGUCUCAGGCAUGCAUUAUAGACGGUCUGUACAAAUAUAUUCCAGCAGAAGCGAAAGAUCCCUCUCAAUGUCGCAAAGCAACAGAGAACUUGGGAAUUCUUCGAGAGGUUUUUGUGAAUACUGCAAUCAAGGAAAUGGAUUUGGCUUACGAAAGUAAGGACUACGAUACUGUGGCCGAAUUUGUCAGUGUUUUGUCGAAAUGCCAUGAGGAAAAUACGGCCGUUGACAUGUUUAAGUCCAGGAAUGAAUUUGCCACAGAGGUGACUUUACCAGAGACAUUUUUCGAUCCCAUCAGCCAUGAGCUUGAGAAAACUCAACUUGAAGCCGCUUUGCAUAAAAUCAGCUCGUUUUUCAAUUCCAAAAUAGAACUUGCGGACAAAAUAUUCGGCGAAACUCAUCCAGUGACUGUGGCAUACGCGGAGAGCAUAAUAGCUAAUAAUAUCAUUGAAUAUUUUGAAACUCAGCUCACUUCUUCAACUGAUGGCUCUGUGGCCACAAUCGUUUCUAUGCCUACCAUUUACAGAGCGUUUCAUCAACAAGUAGUAGACAGGCUGAGUUCAAGCCGAAACGCGGGUCUUCGAUUCAAAAAUAUGUUUAUUGAGUUUCUUGACCUCUAUUUUGAGCCUAAAAUAUUGGCUUACCUUGAUGUCUGUGUCGACAAGUUUGGAGUCAAAGUGGAGCAGAUGUUCGUCAACUUUCAGAAAGAAAACUCACUCAAAGAACAACAGCAAAACGCACGAAUAUAUCAAAGUCUGAGAGACAAAACAUCUAAUCAGCAGCUCAUCGACGAGAAGAAUAAUUUUCUCACUUCUUUCACUAAAAUUUUCAAAAUCUCCAAUAACGCUAAAGCCGAGGAAGAACAGGAGCUUCAAAUGACUUACAAUUUAAAUGUAAUGAAUCUAAGCUUGAACAACAUCCAGGUCCUUGUCAGUUUGGAUCUCUGUUACAAAGUUGUACAAUCUUGCAAAGAUUGCAUUGAAGACAUGCGUACCUUUCUGCGCAUAAAAAAUAUCGAAGAGAUCGUCAAGUUCAAAUGCAGAGAAAUCUUCAAAAUUCUUGUGAGCUGCUUAUCCAAAGAUCAUUUCAAACCAGGUUUCGAUAAAGCUAUUGCAUUAUUGGAUCAGUACGACCCUAAUAAAAUGAAAAAUGUACAAUUGGAGCUGGAUACCACGGACUCGCACGUUGAACCCCUUAUCAAGUUUACGGAACUGAUUAAUACCGGUGACAUUGUACUGCAGAUGAUAUCCAUCUUCUACAAGAACGAAUUGGUCCAGAUCAAGAUUGUGGAAAAGAACCAAGAUUUUCUGAACGACGUGGUUCAGUCUAAAAAAGCAUUUGAGACAAUGAUUGAUGAUUAUGUGGCAAAUGGCCUCAAUGUUGGUAUUAACAAGCUUAUGGACGAAGUGCUAUUUGUUUUCGGUACUUUACAGCUUCCGGAUGACUUCAACCCCGACCCCAGAGUACUUUUGAACAAAGAAAUAAAACCAUCGAGGGCAGCAUUAAAAAAUGUGGAGCUUCUAUCAAACCAUUGUUUCCUCUUGACAGGUGCUACUGACAAGGGCACUAUAGACAUUUUUCAACAAGAGAUUGCAGAGCGAUUUUUCAGUGAAAUAGUCAAAAACAUCAAAAAGAAUCUAAUCUCAACUGAUGGAGCCAUCUUUCUCAUCUGUGACCUCAAUUAUUAUUAUGAUUUCAUUGCCCAUACUUUGAAGCAAAAAAAUAUUAUACCGUUCUUCGCUGGGCUAAAAGCUGUUGGACAGCUCUUUCUGGUAUCUGGUGCCGACUCGAAGGAGCUAGGUAAAAUGAUAUGCGACCUUGGCAGGUUCCAAGGCGUUUUCACGCAAGAGGAGAUUUAUGAGUUUGUACAGCGCCGAACAGACUGGGUAAAGGUCCGCAGAGACGUGGAAAAGGUCAUGUACGGGCUCGGCGUCAGCGAUUGUAGUAUAAUGUAA
Messenger RNA from Lachancea lanzarotensis, 2316 nucleotides. RefSeq names its product LALA0S11e03136g1_1 (gene RCY1). Gene Ontology annotation, biological process: exocytosis; Golgi to plasma membrane transport. The record is from RefSeq and is a predicted model, not a curated record. The coding region runs from base 1 to 2316 and encodes 771 amino acids. The transcript has a single exon. Lineage: Eukaryota; Fungi; Ascomycota; Saccharomycetes; Saccharomycetales; Saccharomycetaceae. Gene Ontology annotation, cellular component: exocyst; cytoplasm.